AUGUCAUCAAGUGAACAAUUUGAAGAAAUUGAAGAUGAUGAUAGGCUUCAAUUAUUAUCAGAUCUUAUUAAUAAUCCCUCAACAUCUGAUAAGAAAAAAGCAAAAUGUCUUCAUCAACGUAUUAUUAUCAACUAUGAAAAUAAAAAAUGGCUAAAUGUAGUCGAUGACAUAAAAAUGUUUGAGGAAAUAAAUAAUUCUGGUGUAUUUUCAGUUUUAAAAAUUAAAGUUAGACUUUAUGAACAUUGUCGAAAAGCACGGCUCUCCAUCAUGAAAAUGAUGGAUAAUGGAAGUGAAAUGCCAAUACGUUGUCGAUCAGCAAAGAAAUCAAUCAAGCGAUUAACAAAAUAA
Molecule: messenger RNA, 348 nt
Organism: Rotaria sp. Silwood2
Lineage: Eukaryota; Metazoa; Rotifera; Eurotatoria; Philodinida; Philodinidae
Source: the annotation of a GenBank genome assembly